AUGAAGCAGGAGGCGACUGCUGGCGCCGAAGGUGUCAAGCGCAACCGGACGGAGGAUGACGAAUUCCUUCCGGGGACCCUCAAUUUGUCUCAGCUGCGCUGGAACCCAAACCGGAAUCCUGAGAGCGCAAGAAGCGGCGAACGGCCGCGGCUACACACAACCAGGCCAGGAUGCCGGCCAAGCGCCCAAGUUGAAAUGUCUAAGCUGCUGAUCUCGCCACGUAACUCGGCCGCAAUUCGCACUACGCCGCAGCAAAAGACGGCUACACGAGAGAGAGCGUUUCAGCCGAAGCGGUCCUCGGAGAAGCCCACGGAUCAAGAAUGUCGUCGGCAACCCGGCGCCUCAGCGGCGAGAUGGACGGGAUGA
Messenger RNA from Chaetomium globosum CBS 148.51, 366 nucleotides. RefSeq lists its product as uncharacterized. Lineage: Eukaryota; Fungi; Ascomycota; Sordariomycetes; Sordariales; Chaetomiaceae. The record is from RefSeq and is a predicted model, not a curated record. The transcript has 2 exons. Bases 1 to 366 code for a protein of 121 amino acids.